Molecule: messenger RNA, 1033 nt
Organism: Schistosoma curassoni
Lineage: Eukaryota; Metazoa; Platyhelminthes; Trematoda; Strigeidida; Schistosomatidae
Source: the annotation of a GenBank genome assembly
CCACUAUUUUUUAGGAUCAGUAUCAGUUAGUUAUUUCUGAAGUCCUAUCAAACAUAAUACAACAUAUUACAAUUAUACUACUUAAUCUAUUAUAAUGAGUAGUAAUGAAUUGUCUAUAAUGAAUCAGUUAAAUUCUAUAAAUUUAUAUCAAUCAAAUAAAGAAUAUCAAAUGUCAAUGAUUUCUACAUUAAAUGAUUUCAUUGAAACCAUAAGAAUGAUAUUUACUGAAGAUCAUAUUGAUAUCAAUGAAGUAUAUACAAUUUUAAAGAAUUUUCAGUGUGAUUUCUCAGAAUGGAGCAAAUAUAUAUUUUAUCAUAAAACAAAAUACACACGUAAUUUGAUAGAUGAAGGUAAUGGAAGGUACAAUCUAUUAUUAUUAUGCUGGAGUGAAGAUCAAGGGACAGGAGUACAUGAUCAUGCUGGAGCUGAUUGUUUUGUCAAAAUUAUAAAAGGUCAGAUAAAAGAAACUAUUUACGAAUGGCCAAAACAUUUCAGUCCAAAAAAUUCAUAUAACUCUACUAAUGAAACUGAUUCUCCAUUAGUUGUGAAAUCAGUAACUGUAAUGAAUCCUGGUGAAGUCACCUACAUGCAUGAUAAAAUUGGAAUACAUCGUUUACAGAAUCCUAGUAAAACAGAGACUGCUAUUACAUUACACUUAUACUGUCCACCUUAUACAGAAUCGAUGAAUUUUGAAGAGUCUACUUCGAAAACAAGUAAAGUGAAUGUGAUAUUUCAUAGUAAAUUUGGUAAACAGAUUGUGUAAUAAAUAAAUGAGGAACUGAAAAACUCAACUUACCGGGGUAUGGUCAUUUGAAACUGUGUUAAUACAAUUAGAAAUGACAUGCAUGAAUAGAAUAAUCUCAAUAUAUAAAAGUAUUGCAUAUGUAAUUUAUUAUAUUUUUUGUAAUAAUAAUUAGAAACUGUUAUAUUUAUACAAAGUUUAAUAAUUCUAUAUGAAUCCAUUUAUCAUUACUAAAGGGAAGGGGAAAAUCAUUGAGAACAACUAAAUGUAUUUGAAUAUAAAAUUGCAGAA